ACUUUGACAUUCAAAUUCUUGUAAGUGCGGUGCAUGUUUUUCUACUUUAAGCGAUUAUAAAGAUAAAACGCUAUAAAAACAGCUCAAACUCGACUAGUACUAGAUAAAGUUUCCCUCAACUAUACAUUUUCGCCAAAAGAAACCGUUUUACCUCAUCACCAGUACCUAUAAACUUAUAGCCAAAAAAUGUCGGGCAGAGAAGGAGGCAAGAAAAAACCCCUGAAAGCACCCAAAAAGGACCAAAGGGAGUUGGACGAUGACGACAUUGCCCUAAAACAAAAGAUGAAGGAGCAACAGAAGGCUUUGCAGGAGGCCAAGGCGAAGGCUUCCCAGAAGGGCCCCCUAGUGGGCGGAGGCAUCAAGAAAUCAGGGAAAAAAUGACUGCCCAUCUAUAAUUUAAUAUAUUUUUUGCAUAAUACGUUUUGUUAAAUUAAUGGACUAAUAAAGACUUUGGUUUAA
This is a messenger RNA of Anthonomus grandis grandis, 459 nucleotides long. RefSeq names its product translation machinery-associated protein 7 homolog. The record is from RefSeq and is a predicted model, not a curated record. The transcript has 2 exons. Lineage: Eukaryota; Metazoa; Arthropoda; Insecta; Coleoptera; Curculionidae. The coding region runs from base 187 to 381 and encodes 64 amino acids.